AGACACAAGAACAACUGAAAAGAAUAAAGCAGAUGUGUGAGUUACUAUUCCUUACAGCAAAAGAACCUCAUCAGAACCGCAGGCUGGAAAGAGUCUAGCUGUGAGACCAGUUGCCUUUCAUAUAUUCUAGAAGAGAAGGAUGAGUGCUCUACAAGUAUAGAAAGAAGCCUUCCUCUUCCCACCGUCCCCAGACACCACAUAAUGGAAAAAGCAAGAAUUUUCUGCAUAAGCAAGGCCUUAAAAAAAAAAAAGCCAGCCUCUGAUGGGACUUCUUUCCUGCCAGAAAUCCCACUGGUCCACUGUCGCAAUUUUUACAAAAGGCCACGAUGAAAGAGUAAGGCCCAUUUUGAGCCCUUUGCUUCUGUAUUAUGUGAAACAUAACUUGUAUGUUUCACAUAUGUUCUUGGUAUCAGAAGAAUUGUUAGUUUUUGAACAUGUAAAAUCUACUAGGGUCUCUGACUGUUAAAGUAUAAUUUUGAUUAAGAAAAGAUUUGUUCCACUGCUUUGAUUAGACACAUAAAACUUUGAAAAGUUUUGAUGUUCUGUUUCCUGUUUUAAAAAAAUAUGUCCUCUCCUAUGAACUCUAACUAGAUGAGAGGAUUUUCCUCAGAGAAAAUUCAGCCCUGGGAAGAACCAUCUAUGGAGGUCAUAACCUAGAAAAUUCUUCAAGGGAAGUUGCAGUGAAUUAAAAGAGGGCGGAGUUAGAAAGUCCUGUUCUACCAAAUUUGUGCUAAUAGUUGCACCUUUCUUUCUUUCCCAGAAUGGUCACUGGAGAAAAUGUGUAAACCAACUGCAAACAAGUUUAUCCGUUGCCACCUUUCUUUUCCUUUAGUGACAGUUCAAUUCGUUAACCUGAAGGAGCUACUGUACCAUCAAGACUAGCUCCCAGCCCAGGGCUUCAGCAUAAAGCAGCUGCUCAGUUAAUUUUGGUGGAUCACGGGCAGAAACAAGUUACCUUUGGGAUGCAGAUUCUGAAUAGUCUGCCAUGAAAUGAUUAAAUGAAUGAGAGUGAUGAGGGGCUACUUAAUUGGACUAUGUAAAAUGGCUCCUUAAGCUUCGUGGACAAUUGAGUAAUUUCAGUUUCCUCUCUUCACUCUUGUUUACUUCCUGCUCUUCUAGCAUCAAGUGUUAGGUAUUCUGUUCUCUUACAAUGAGAAGAUUAAACAGCUGUAGUUUAAAUUAAAGCAUUAAUUUGGAGUGUUCUGUGGCUACAUUAAUUAUAUUUUCUACUAAGAUUAAAUUGCAGAUGGAUAUAAGCAGCAAUAUAUGUUUAUCCAGGGCAAACCAGAAUUCUGUUAACCAGCCAUCCUUGGUGACUUUUUAUUUAUAUAUAAAAACCUUUUUAAACUGAAAUAAUGUAACUUGAUUUUUCCCCCCAGUUAGGUAGAAGAAAAAAUAAUUGGAUGCAGAAAACAGUUGUAUGGAGCGUAUUUGCAUAGGUACAGGACUUGAGUGACAGAAAAUUCCUUUUAUUUUUUUCCCCAGUGGGAUUUAGCAAAAAGCAUGUGUUGAAAGUCUCUUGACUAAAUGGAUCAUAAUUAAAGACUUUGGGAUUUAUUUAUGGGUAUUUUAAUUAGAAACAUUAAGUUCACUCAGUGGUCCUUGUGAAAACUUUUUUCUAACUGCUUAUUUUAUAUCAAGUAAUAAAUAAAAUUUCUGUGGGUAUGAAGAUGAGUUUUAGGGCCGCCUAUUUCUCUAGGACCGCCCCCCCGCCCCCCGCCGCCGCUUCAGAGAGCUUUUCUCUUUCUUUCACCUAUUAAACUUCUGCUCUGGACCUCAAAAAAAAAAAAAGAGUUUUAGCUGUAACCACAUUGUAAUUCGUGCUGAAUAUAUGAAUGCUGCUGUUCACUGAAUAGUUAACUGGUUAUAUCCCUUGUUAAUUUGAAGUUUUCUUCCUUCGUUUUGGAAUGAUAGUUAUAAGGCAACAUGCAUUUUAGAAAAAUGCACUUGUUUGAACUUCUCAGAUCUAAUGUGACUCUGUGGGACUAGAUGUUAAGAAACCAUAUCUUUAACUGAACAUCAUCUAUGAUAUUCCAUCUCAUAACAUGUUCCAUGAGUUUUAUGGACAAUUUCUAAGAAAUCCAAAGUAGCAUGCAGUUUUAUCAACCUCUCUGCAUCCCCUUGGCACAAGGAAUAAUUUUUCUGUUAUUGAGGGGCAAAACAGAGGGGUAAAGGCACUCAUACAGUUAAAUGCCAGAUUAAGUCAGGCAUCCAAGUCACUCUGCUUUGGGUUGAUUCUCUGAGACUCAGCUGGCUGACUUCAAAAGGACGAAAUAGAUUUCAACAUUGGAAAAGAAUACAGUAUAGAAUAUAUGAUGGGUCUUGUUAGCUAUCUCUUAUUUUCUAAUCCAAAGAGCCUCCUAGUUGGAGGAAAAACUUGAACUACAUAAGUAUAUCAGCAAAUUUUCAUUAUAUUUUAUAAUUCUUUAUUGCAUUAUACGUGAAUAUAUUUAGCAGUGGUAGUACGUCUUGGAAAGUUUAAGAAUUUAGACAAAUAUGCUUUUUUUUUAAAAAAAAAUAGUUGAGUUUUAAAUAUGCUGUUUGGGUCCUUAUGAGCAUGUGGGAGAUAUAUAGGAGAAAGAGUUUGUUGCUGAUGUUAUAGAAUCACCAAUGCAGCAUUGCACUUUUGUUCUUUUCCAUUCAUUGUUCUUGCUUACAUGGAGCACUUGCAAAUAGGCUGGACGUCUCAGAGUUCUGAACAAUGCCCUUGGCUAACCGUUAGUCCUAAUUGCUGUGACUAAUGUGCUGUGUGACCUAAAGACGGUAACAUACUUAACCUUGGUUUUCUCAUCUGUAAAAUAGAAUUGAUGACCUCUACCAAGCCAAGGAUUUCAGUGAGGCACUCAAAAAUAAAAAUUAAAAAAUACAUUUGGGACAAACAUGAAAAAAAUUACUUUUUAGACUUAAGCAAUGCAUUUAAACCUGACGAAAAUGAAAGGAAUUGAAAUUGUUUAGCCACAGAAAAUAAAGACCAAGGACCAAUUUAAACAGUUGAAAAUUAUAUGAAGCAGUGUUUUAUGGAGAGUAGUAAUGAACUCUUCUUCACCUUUUUUGAGGCUGUCCAAAGAAGAAAUGAAGUUAGAUUAUUGCAGAAUUACAUAAGUUAGUAAGCAUGGACUGACCAGUUCUUUCUAAGACACAUACUUGAGUAUUUAUUCUCUUCAGUUGCAAUGAAGGUGACAGUGAAUUUGCUGAAUAGCUGUGUACAUGUUUCCCCAAAGAGACCACUGGAAUAAAGUUUUGUUUCUUGAGACAGUUUCCAUUGCAUUUAUAAGUCUUGUCCCUUGAAGGAUGUUUUCUGGUAAACACCUGUAUUCUUUUUACAUUAUAUAUCUUCAUUACCGUACAAGUUUGGUUGUGAGCCAUUCCAAAGUCUUUAGUAUGCUGUAUGGGUGUAUUCUAUACUUUAUACCUUAUUUGGAAGUCAUAAUAAUGUCAAAACUAUGCCUAGCCAUCCCCUUCCCUGCAGAGUCUCUUUUGCUUUGUCCACUUGGUGUGUAUAUUUUUUUUUUUUUUUUUUGAGACAGAGUUUUACUCGUCGCCCAAGCCGCAGUGCAGUGGCGCGAUCUCGGCUCGCUGCAACUUCUGCCUCCCGGGCCCAAGCGAUUCUCCUGCCUUAGCCCCCCAGGUAGCUGAGAUUACCGGUGCCCGCCACCACGCCCAGCUAAUUUUUGUAUUUUUAGUAGAGACAGGGUUUCACCAUGUUAGCCAGGCUGGUCUGGAACGCCUGACCUCAAACGGUCCAUCCGCUUCAGCCUCCCAAAGUGCUGGGAUUACAGGCGUGAGCCACCGCGCCCGUCCAUGUGUGUCUUUUUUAUUUUUUGUUUUUUGAGACGGAGUCUCGCUCUGUCGCCCAGGCUGGAGUGCAGUGGUGCGAUCUUGGCUCACUGCAAGCUCCGCCUCCUGGGUUCACGCCAUUCUCCUGCCUCAGCCUCCCGAGUAGCUGGGACUGCAGGCGCCUGCCACCACGUUGUGUGUCUUUUUAAAAGAUUUCCAGGACUUCUUUUUCCUUUACAAAUCCAAAAUUGCAGUAGCUUAAUAAAUAACAAAUAUUUUGGUUUUAUGAUUACUGUCAAAUAGCUCAUUAGUAAGAGAAAAAAAAAAAUGCUGAGCCUUAAGAGGGGAGAGGAAAGGCAGUCUUUCUGAAGCUGAAUCCUUUGCCUAAAUUGUCUUAGCAAUAAAUCUUGCCACCUAUUGGUAAAAAGGAAGAACUAAAACUAAAAGGUGUUUGCCGUUCUCACAGGUAGUUAGUAGUGUGAUCGAAAUAGAAUUCUUUCAGCGGUGCUUUUGGAUAAGGGGCUUGGAAAUAUGUGAUUUGAUAUGGAACUUUUCCCUGUGCUUUGAAUUUAUCAUGGCUCAUCUCUAAGUCAUAAUAGUUUUUUGAGUAGAGGAGGUAUGCUGCUCUCAUGGUCUCUCUUAAAAUUAUAUUUUUUGAGAUAGAAUUCCAUUUUAAUAGAUCAGUGGAUUUUAAUUGGACACAUUUUAGAGGCUUGAUUGAUUUUGAAAACAUUUUUCUUUUUUCUUUCUUUCUGUCUUUCUGCCUUUCUUUCCACCACGGCUAACUGCAGUCUGAACCUCCUGUGCUCAGUUGAUCCUCCCGCCUCAGCCUCCUGAGUAGCUGGGACUACAGGCGUGCGCCACCAUGCCUGGCUAAUUUUUCUGUAGAGAUGGGGUUUCACCAUGUUGCCUAGGCUGGUCUCAAGUGAUCUGUCUGCCUCAGCCUCCUAAAGGGCUAAAAUUAUAGGUGUGAGCCACUGCACGUGGCCUUUUUUUUUUUUUUUUCUUGAGACAGGGUCUUCCUCUGUCACUCAGGCUGGAGUAUAGUGGCAUCAACAUGGCUCACUGUAGCCUUGACAUCUUGGGGUCACCUGAUCCUCCUACCUCAGCCUCUGGUGUAGCUGGGACUACAGGCUGAAAACAUUUUUCUAACUCUGUUGUUAGUUUGGGCUUUCCUUCAUUCCAGCCUCUGAAAUCCAUUAUUUCCUGCCCAACGGGACAGGCCAGUGGUGACGUUGGCCUUUGGUGCCAGGGCCUGUUUUUCCAGAUCAUGGGCACCAUACAAAGAUAACUGCCCUAAACGGCAUCAUUGCCCCAGAGUCAUUGAAUGUCCUUAAGGUGCAUUUGAUAAAACAAAAACAGUUUUUUGUUUUGAAAAUUCUCAAGUAUUUCCAUACUGGGAAAAUGUUCUUUUUUUUUUUUUGACAGGGUCUUGCUCUGCUGCCCAGGCUGGAGUGCAGUGGCGGGAUCUCAAUUCACUGCAACCUCUGCAUCCUGGGUUCAAGCAAUUCUCCUGCCUCAGCUGGGACCACCGGCACAUGCCACUAAGCCCGGCUAAUUUUUGUAUUUUUAGUAGAGAUGGGGUUUUGCCAUGUUGGCCAGACUGGUCUUGAACUCUUGACCUCAAGAGUGACCCAUCUGCCUCGGCCUCCGAGAGUGCUGGGAUUACAGGCAUGAGCCACCAUGCCUGGCCAACAAUGUUCUUUUUAAUGGUGUUUUCCCCACUAUCUGGAUAGAUAUAUGAAUUCAGUUACUAAGAUGACUUAGAUUUAAAUAUAAAACACUAGCAUAGCAGUUUUUGAUUCUUAAUAUUAUCUUAAAUCCACCUCCCCUCAUUGUCCUCUGUAUCUAAACACCCUUCAAUUCUUGAGAAAAUUAAGAUUACCAAAGAUUAGUAAUCUAUUUGUGAUUGUGUGUGUUGGUGGACAUCCUAACAAAUUUAUGAAUAAAGCCAAUACUGUUUUGUUAGUGUCCUUAUUUUUUCUUUACGUCUGUUCAUAUUUGGAAUUCUAAGGCACUACCCAGAUAAUCAUUUGAUACCCUUUGUUGGCAUGACAUGUUUGGUCAAUUGUUUUGGCAAAAUUAUUUAUCCACCACUGGGAACUAAGCACUGUAACAACUAAAGAAAGAGGUCAUACAAGGGAAAUUGGAAGAACUAUAUGUUAUUUGUUUCAAUUUUUAUGUAGUACACCUAUAUAUGUGUGCAAAAAAAAUGUAAACUGUUACAAAGCAACAUAUUGAUGAAUUUAAAUGAGUAGAGCAUAAUAAAAGCAAAAACCAAACAGAAGAGUGGUUGGAGUGAGGCCAUAAUAAACCAAGAGAUAUUUUCUGAAGGAAGUGAACAUGUUUGCAUUUUCCAGCAUACUGCUAUGGAUGUCAGCGUUAGGCUAAUACAUAGUAUUGCAGCGUGAUUCAAAAAGGUGAGAUAGAGGGGAAAUAAGAUAGCUUCAUAAAUAUUACCAAGGAAUUUAAGACAUGAGCAUUUUAUGUAGGGAGGUUGAAAUGCAUUGUUAUAAUCAGGCUGUGUAAUUUCCUUCUGUCAAGACCUACCCAUUUACCAGUAAUGAUACCUUCUUUCUCUUCUAUUUUUGUCUCUUCCUUUAGGAAAAGGAAUAUAUGCUUACUCAUUAUUUAAAAUUCAGAGUCAUUUUCCUGUUCCAGUUGGUUUUGUUCCUGGAACCACCAAAGAAGAGUAGAAUUAGGUGCAUGUGAAACUUUUGUUUCUGCUUUUUCUACUCAAUCAACUUUUAUCCCUUUUUAAUUUUUACUCUCUCAACCAUCAGUUCUAUAUCAUGGUAUCUCUUCUUGGUCUUUUUGUAUUAUAUUUCCAUAAAACCAGAUGUACGGGGUUGUUAAAAUACUGCCUGGACAUAUUAUCUACCCUGCACUAAGUGGUCCUAUCACAAAAUCCAGUUAAACACACAUUGAAGUAUUUAAAUUGUUUCUUUUUUAAAUAACAUCAUAUUGGGCAUUGGACUUCUUAACUAAACUAUUUCUUUCACUAAAUGACAUUGGUUAAUUCAACAAGCCAUUGUAGGAAUUCUGUUAACCCAGUAGCUUCUACUACUAUGUUACUAUGGUAAUGACUUAGCUUCCCAUAAAGCUGCAUUUAAAUAGGUGUUUAUAGUCACCAAUUACCAGGUAUUUCAAGUACUCUUUGAAAGGGGCCUGCUUGUGGUGGGGUGGGGGGCGUUAACAUAGAUACUUUCUCAGUCACGUAGCCAUUUGAAGUUUUUCAGGUAGAAGACAGUUGAUAGACUAUUUGGUGAGCAAAUGAAUAACUGGAUGAAUACCCAUCUGGGAACCCCUAAAGAACUGAAGAUAGUUCCCUGGCCAUCACUGUUCACAGUCAUCUAUUAUGUGCUUACUCUAUGCCAAGUGUUGGGCUGGAUUCUGGGGUCACCAAAGGGAAGAGAAAAUUUUCACUGCCUUGAGGGUAGCUAAAAACUUAAUGGAGGGAAGCUGAGAGCAUGAGCGAGCGUGCCACCCCAGCUGGGUGAGCGGCACACCUUGGGAACAGCUGGGAGACCCCCAGUGGUGUGUGUCUUCCUUCGCCCUUAGCACUUGCUCCUCUCCAGCUCACUGUGUUUCUUUUCUCUCUGGGGUCUAAGGAGCUUAGGCUUCACUGCCUGCUCCUCAGAUUGUGGGAGCAGGAGCAGAGAGUGGGUGCCUGCCACGGGACAGGGGGUCCUAGAGACAGGCCCCAGCAUGGGAAGGCAGUGGAAACCCAUGCAUUGCUCUCUGGCAUUGCCACACGUCUUCUGCUGCCUGCCUUCCAGCCCUUUGCUUUUCCCCAGCUCCGUCAGCUCCUUGCCUCUGACAUCAGUGAUGAAAGUCAGGCGUGGGGGGAUUAGAUUAUUUCCAUUGGCCUUGAUAGACUUAGACAUAUAAUAGAAGCUAUGAUAAGUGAGUUAGUUUUCCAUGUUUGUUUACUGAAGUUUAUAUUACCCUUUAUGUCACCAAAACAUGCCCGUUUGCAGUCAUUGCCAAUGUAGUCAUGCAAAAUCACUUGAGUGAAAUAGACUUUGGGGAUCUAAUCUCAGGACCUAACCACCAUUUAUAAAGCUUUUUUGGGGAAAAUGUGUUCUGGAUUUCGCACAGCCAGCUUACAAAUGAGCUUUGGAAACACAAUCCACAUGUAAGUUGGAGACUUCCUAUUAUUAGCAUUCAGCCCUGCGAGGAGAGCCCUUGCUUUGUUAGCAGGCCUAUGUGUCCUCAGCCCUAAGUUCCUAAAACCAGCACUACUUGAGGAGCUUGAAUUGGUGCUCUUGGAGUUCUUUAGAUUAGUUAUGAGACUUCAGAACCUGCUUACCAGCAGUACUGAGCUCAAGAGGAAGCCUAAUUCAUAUCCUUCAGAAGAUAAUUUUAAGAGAGUGUGUAUGUUUUCGUUUUGUGAACAAAGGAAAGUUAAUCUGGUGCUCCGUGUCUGUUUUGUAAUUCCCCAAGGGAGAAGGAAAGGGAGGGAAAUGAUUGAUUUCCAGAUAGGAUAAAAACCAGUCAGCACACAAUGGGUUACUGCCACCGCUUUCUGAUAAGGAUCCUACUUCAACUAUCUGAAGAGAUUCUUCAAGGUGGAGGAUACAGUGGUUAUAUUAGUUACUCUCACCCUUGUUAUUAUGGAAGGUAAAAUUCCUGGAUCCUAGAUUUAAUUUUAAAAUAGUAAUUUAAUAAUGUCUGGUGGAAACCUCUUAAAAAAAACACUUUGCAGCACAUCUCUGGUAGCCCUGUGCUUGAGAUGACUUUUAGGCUGCCAGUUCAGAAGAUGGAAGAUAUAAACUGUGUUGAUGAGUUGGUUUUUCAGUGGACCCUGUUAGGUUCCUUUUUUAAAAAAAUAAUAAUUUUUAUAAUGAGUAUGUCUUCGUGAGCCCUCACAACCCUUGAAGUUUUUACUUGUUUGGCAGAACUAAGGGCACUGAACGUUUGUAAGCCGUUCACUAACACUUACAGGAAGGGCAUAAAAGGGUGCUCAAGUCAGUCUGUAGGUGGUGGGGGCGGGGUGGAAAGAGGGGAUUCCUGUAGGCCUGGAUGAAUCAGCCACUGAUUUCUGAUGGUAGCCCCAGCUGCAAAAAAGUAGGAAGCUUUUUUUAUGGACAGAACUACAACUCCUUUCUUUCAAGUUUUUCAGCCUUUUCACACUUUUCCAUUCUUCAGACUUUGCAAGUUUUUAAACAAAAUGUUUGUAUUUCCCCAAAGGAAAUCACACAGUUGACUGCAUUAUGAGAGGGAAAGGAGCAAACUCUGUCUCAUCUGAGGAGGGGCUCAGAUCAGGAGUUGUGUAGGGCCCUCACCCGGUUGGGGGUGGUGGAGCCUUGGCUGUGUGCAGGAGUGACUGUUCUUGGAGAUGUUCUGGUUGGAUCAUGAGUUUGGGCUUGGAAAGCACUGCCUCAAGUUCAUCAGCAGGAAUGAGGUAGAAUUCACUACUUGCUGUCUUAAGACCUUUCUGUCUGCCAAGUGUUUGAGCAAUCCCUCACAUCUCCCCCUUGAACUAAAGAGCAACAACUGGUCAAGAGCCCAGCAGGGAUGAAAAAGGUUGGCCCCUUGCAUCCUUCAUCUGCUGUUUAGACUAAGGGCCGCAUUGUAGACCACUCUCGGCCAUGCUGUCCUGAACCCGAGGAUCAGCAGAAUUACAGGCCCAAUUUCAGGCAGACGUGAGCUUGCAUCUGAUGACAGCUUUGACUCUCCCGGAUCUUGCAGAGCAGUUUGCCCCUCCUGACAUUGCCCCGCCUCUUCUUAUCAAGCUCGUGGAAGCCAUUGAAAAGAAAGGUCUGGAAUGUUCAACUCUAUACAGAACACAGAGCUCCAGCAACCUGGCAGAAUUACGACAGCUUCUUGAUUGUGAUACACCCUCCGUGGACUUGGAAAUGAUCGAUGUGCACGUUUUGGCUGACGCUUUCAAACGCUAUCUCCUGGACUUACCAAAUCCUGUCAUUCCAGCAGCCGUUUACAGUGAAAUGAUUUCUUUAGCUCCAGAAGUACAAAGCUCCGAAGAAUAUAUUCAGCUAUUGAAGAAGCUUAUUAGGUCGCCUAGCAUACCUCAUCAGUAUUGGCUUACGCUUCAGUAUUUGUUAAAACAUUUCUUCAAGCUCUCUCAAACCUCCAGCAAAAAUCUGUUGAAUGCAAGAGUACUCUCUGAAAUUUUCAGCCCUAUGCUUUUCAGAUUCUCAGCAGCCAGCUCUGAUAAUACUGAAAACCUCAUAAAAGUUAUAGAAAUUUUAAUCUCAACUGAAUGGAAUGAACGACAGCCUGCACCAGCACUGCCUCCUAAACCACCAAAACCUACUACUGUAGCCAACAACGGUAUGAAUAACAAUAUGUCCUUACAAGAUGCUGAAUGGUACUGGGGAGAUAUCUCGAGGGAAGAAGUGAAUGAAAAACUUCGAGAUACAGCAGACGGGACCUUUUUGGUACGAGAUGCGUCUACUAAAAUGCAUGGUGAUUAUACUCUUACACUAAGGAAAGGGGGAAAUAACAAAUUAAUCAAAAUAUUUCAUCGAGAUGGGAAAUAUGGCUUCUCUGACCCAUUAACCUUCAGUUCUGUGGUUGAAUUAAUAAACCACUACCGGAAUGAAUCUCUAGCUCAGUAUAAUCCCAAAUUGGAUGUGAAAUUACUUUAUCCAGUAUCCAAAUACCAACAGGAUCAAGUUGUCAAAGAAGAUAAUAUUGAAGCUGUAGGGAAAAAAUUACAUGAAUAUAACACUCAGUUUCAAGAAAAAAGUCGAGAAUAUGAUAGAUUAUAUGAAGAAUAUACCCGCACAUCCCAGGAAAUCCAAAUGAAAAGGACAGCUAUUGAAGCAUUUAAUGAAACCAUAAAAAUAUUUGAAGAACAGUGCCAGACCCAAGAGCGGUACAGCAAAGAAUACAUAGAAAAGUUUAAACGUGAAGGCAAUGAGAAAGAAAUACAAAGGAUUAUGCAUAAUUAUGAUAAGUUGAAGUCUCGAAUCAGUGAAAUUAUUGACAGUAGAAGAAGAUUGGAAGAAGACUUGAAGAAGCAGGCAGCUGAGUAUCGAGAAAUUGACAAACGUAUGAACAGCAUUAAACCAGACCUUAUCCAGCUGAGAAAGACGAGAGACCAAUACUUGAUGUGGUUGACUCAAAAAGGUGUUCGGCAAAAGAAGUUGAACGAGUGGUUGGGCAAUGAAAACACUGAAGACCAAUAUUCACUGGUGGAAGAUGAUGAAGAUUUGCCCCAUCAUGAUGAGAAGACAUGGAAUGUUGGAAGCAGCAACCGAAACAAAGCUGAAAACCUGUUGCGAGGGAAGCGAGAUGGCACUUUUCUUGUCCGGGAGAGCAGUAAACAGGGCUGCUAUGCCUGCUCUGUAGUGGUGGACGGCGAAGUAAAGCAUUGUGUCAUAAACAAAACAGCAACUGGCUAUGGCUUUGCCGAGCCCUAUAACUUGUACAGCUCUCUGAAAGAACUGGUGCUACAUUACCAACACACCUCCCUUGUGCAGCACAACGACUCCCUCAAUGUCACACUAGCCUACCCAGUAUAUGCACAGCAGAGGCGAUGAAGCGCUUACUCUUUGAUCCUUCUCCUGAAGUUCAGCCACCCUGAGGCCUCUGGAAAGCAAAGGGCUCCUCUCCAGUCUGAUCUGUGAAUUGAGCUGCAGAAACGAAGCCAUCUUUCUUUGGAUGGGACUAGAGCUUUCUUUCACAAAAAAGAAGUAGGGGAAGACAUGCAGCCUAAGGCUGUAUGAUGACCACACGUUCCUAAGCUGGAGUGCUUAUCCCUUCUUUUUCUUUUUUUCUUUGGUUUAAUUUAAAGCCACAACCACAUACAACACAAAGAGAAAAAGAAAUGCAAAAAUCUCUGCGUGCAGGGACAAAGAGGCCUUUAACCAUGGUGCUUGUUAAUGCUUUCUGAAGCUUUACCAGCUGAAAGUUGGGACUCUGGAGAGCGGAGGAGAGAGAGGCAGAAGAACCCUGGCCUGAGAAGGUUUGGUCCAGCCUGGUUUAGCCUGGAUGUUGCUGUGCACGGUGGACCCAGACACAUCGCACUGUGGAUUAUUUCAUUUUGUAACAAAUGAACGAUAUGUAGCAGAAAGGCACGUCCACUCACAAGGGACGCUUUGGGAGAAUGUCAGUUCAUGUAUGUUCAGAAGAAAUUCUGUCAUAGAAAGUGCCAGAAAGUGUUUAACUUGUCAAAAAACAAAAACCCAGCAACAGAAAAAUGGAGUUUGGAAAACAGGACUUAAAAUGACAUUCAGUAUAUAAAAUAUGUACAUAAUAUUGGAUGACUAACUAUCAAAUAGAUGGAUUUGUAUCAAUACCAAAUAGCUUCUGUUUUGUUUUGCUGAAGGCUAAAUUCACAGCGCUAUGCAAUUCUUAAUUUUCAUUAAGUUGUUAUUUCAGUUUUAAAUGUACCUUCAGAAUAAGCUUCCCCACCCCAGUUUUUGUUGCUUGAAAAUAUUGUUGUCCCGGAUUUUUGUUAAUAUUCAUUUUUGUUAUCCUUUUUUAAAAGUAAAUGUACAGGAUGCCAGUAAAAAAAAAAAAUGGCUUCAGAAUUAAAACUAUGAAAUAUUUUACAGUUUUUCUUGUACAGAGUACUUGGCUGUUAGCCCAAGGUUAAAAAGUUCAUAACAGAUUUUUUUUGGACUGUUUUGUUGGGCAGUGCCUGAUAAGCUUCAAAGCUGCUUUAUUCAAUAAAAAAAAGAAAUGAAAAAGAUAUAUGAAUAUGACAAAGUAUUGCUGAGUCCAACAAUGUUGUUUUAAGACUCUUAAAAUACGGUACCUGGCAAUGUUUAUUUCAUAAAGAAUUGUGAACUUCUUGAAUCUAGGGAGGGGGAAUGUAGUGAAGGGAUGUAUCAAGUGGGGUGGUGGGAGGGGGAGGCAAGGUUAUAUGCACUUUCUCAUGAUUUACAGAGAAGUGAAUAACUGCAAAGUGAAGUUGCUUCUUCUACUUCAGUCUUCUCUCACUUUGAUUUGCUAGUUGUUAUCAAUUAAUGACAAUUACAAACCUACUGUAUCUCUAAUACAGUGUGACUGGUCAGGUAUUUCAGUUCUUAGGAAGGAAGUGCCAAGUUUGUUUUUGGGUUCCUGGAACAGCGCUCACCUUUGUUUAGAACACUGGUUUAAAGGGAUAAUCAUCUCUGUCACAUUAGACUAUCCAUCAUGACCAGCAAAUACUCAUUUUAGGAAAAAAAAAAGCAUGAUCUGAAAAAUACUUUUGGUGGUAUGUUGGUUACCCUCCUAGCUUUCCAUUUGGUUUAGAACAUAAAGCAAAUAGACACAGUCAUACUGUCACUGCUCUGGACUGUGUGGAGCUCGCUAAAGUCAUGGUCAUUGCAGGAAUCCAAGUGGCAGUCCUUCUCAUUCAUUCUAAUCAUUGUAUGUGCUUCACUACGGGGGGGAGAAGGAAACGUUAGCAUCAUGUUUCCCAUUUAGGGCAGGAGUGAGAGGUCUCUCUUCCUGAUUUAGAUAUGCAAAAGCUGGUAUGUUCAGUAGGAACUGUACAUGUGUUGGGAGGCAUAAAGACUAAUUAGCAACCAUAAUAUGGUCACUACCCUAAUAGACUAAAUGAAAUCUUGCAAUUUCAAAUUACUCUUUCUCCAUAUUAGAUUUACCCACAGCUAUAUUUCUGUUUAAGUACUAGGGUGAGGGUUUUCUGUUACUUUGUUUUUUAAUGUUGUUCCUUUUGAAAGAAUCAGUCUUGCAGCUGAGUGAAAAAUCUGUGGAAUGUAUUAUUUGUCCUCUUUACAUGAAACUACUCAUACUUAAGCAAAAGUCAGUCUUAUAGCAAGACUGUUAGCCCUCAAACUUGACUCUACUGAUCUGACCAUUUCCCUCUCAUCGCCAGACAACUGACGAUUUCCCUGGUUUUAGUCUGCGUCUCUGCUUUAAAGUUAUUGUGAUAUCCUUCUAGAUCAUACACAAGUCUAACAGUUAAUUAGUUAACAGUUUUUAAACUAGGUUUGUGGGUAUUUUUUUGGUAGCACAUGUAUGCUAUUACAUACAAAUUUUUAUUUCUAAAAUAUAAGAUCUGAGAUUGAAUAUUUUCAUUAAAAGCUACAGUUUUGUGAAUCUUUGUGCUUCAACAUUCUUUGCAAGAUGAUACGGUAUUUAGGCAUUUGCCUUAUUUUUGCAUCUCACAAACAUAAGUGCAAUAGAUCUUUUCAUUGAACAGCAAAGUAGGAUUCAUCAUUCCAUAUGACUUGAGUUACACCAGACCUGUUCUGCCCAAUGCCUUUUUGAUUACAGUGUAGCUUGCCCACCGCAUUUGUCGUUUUAGAUACUUUGCUAGCCGGCCACUUUGGAUUUCAUCAGACAGUCCUAACAAUAUUGUCUGAACGGCUGAAUAUGAAUAGAUACAGCAGAGGCACUCCUGAUAUAUGAUUUUUAUCCAUGCGUCAGUUUUUCCCACCCAGUGUAGCAUCCUAAAGAUAAAGCCAGAAGCUAAGCUGCAGUGAGGCUGUGAUUGGGCGUAGAAGUGGGAGCAUUGGGACCUCACAUUACACACACGAGAGAUCAUAACCAUGUGAAAAGGCAAAAAGCAUGUGUUUGCAACAUCUGAUAACUUCAUGGCCUUUGAUAAAUGUAUAUAUGUAUAUGUGCAUGGACUGUGUUUCCAGUACACCUUUCAGCCAAAACAGAUCCACAGUAGUUGUUGAGUUCAAGUACAUAAAGUACAUAACAAGCGAACGUCUAGUACAAUUCUUACUUAUGUGUAUGGGAUUUUUCCCUUUGAGGUUGCUUUGUUUUGUCUUACAAAGGUGAAAAUUGUUUGUAAGUGAAGUGAGAAGUUCAUAUUUCUUUGGCUUUUUUGUGUUUUUAAAAGUUACUCCUUUUAGGGAGCUGGUCUGAUGACUUGCUUAGCUUGGAAAUCCUUGUUUUCAGUGUGUCGAGUCAAAAUGUGUUUAUGUGAGCUGUCACUGUGGGGAACCAAUUGCUUUGUCAUAUAGCUGGUUAUGAACUAGUAACAUGUUUGGGAAGUCCUACUGAUGUUCCUUUGGAAGAAAAAAUCUGCUGGUUUUAACAACUGUGCUUUUGCUAUGUAUGGUAUCCAAGUUAGUUGAAACGCAGACACUGAGAUCUGUUUGAGUUUAGGGUCAUUUUUAGAAAGGGGCAGUUUAAAGCACAAUGUCUCACAUGGGACAAAGUUCCAAAAUGCCAAAUUCUUAUUUUUUAAAAAGCUAGUUCUAUAAAAUACUGGUAUUAUGGGUGGGGAGGAAAUAGAAUUGAGUCAAUUGGAAAGACUAUCCAACUUAACAUGAAACUUGUCACCAUGAGAUAGCAUUAGCUGCCCAGGAUGCUGCUAUAUAUAUAUAUAUAUAUAUAUAUGUGUGUGUGUGUGUGUGUGUGUGUGUAUAUAUAUAUAUAUAUAUAUAUAUAUAUAUAUAUAUAUAUGUGUGUGUAUAUAUAUAUAUAUGUGUAUAUAUAUAUGUAUAUACAUAUAUGUAUAUAUAUGCACAUAUAUAUAUGUAUUUAAAAAAAUCAAAACAAAAAAAAACUCAUUUAUACCUGUGUAUUUUUUAAAGCUACAAUCUGUUCAAUGUUUUUAAAAAUCUGUUUAUAUGACAUUGUUAAAAUAAAGUUGGUCUUUUGACGAGAGGGAGGAUGUCACGGUCAGUUGUAACUUUGCCUUCACAAGGCAACUGGGGUGGGGGGUGGGGGUAGUGUGCCUCCUUGACAUUUCGUUCAAGUUAUAGAUUCAAUGGAGCUAUGUCUUGUUUUAAGUUGCUUUAAUGCAUUGUAUUAGAUCUUCAAACAGAAUAAAGGUUGUUUUGAAACUGAA
Homo sapiens (human) is the source of this 15508-nucleotide messenger RNA. RefSeq names its product phosphoinositide-3-kinase regulatory subunit 1 (gene PIK3R1). Bases 9441 to 11288 code for a protein of 615 amino acids. The transcript has 17 exons. Gene Ontology annotation, biological process: phosphatidylinositol 3-kinase/protein kinase B signal transduction; signal transduction; insulin-like growth factor receptor signaling pathway. Gene Ontology annotation, molecular function: insulin receptor substrate binding; kinase regulator activity; protein heterodimerization activity. Gene Ontology annotation, cellular component: cis-Golgi network; phosphatidylinositol 3-kinase complex, class IA; perinuclear endoplasmic reticulum membrane. Lineage: Eukaryota; Metazoa; Chordata; Mammalia; Primates; Hominidae. The record is from RefSeq and is a predicted model, not a curated record.